CCCCGCUCACACCUCCGCUAUCAAAUAUGGAUCGCUUCCAACUCUCCUGCACUAUUCACUUCAUGCCUCGAUCACUUGGACUGAAACUUGGCCGAUGGACGCUGUAUCUUAAGACUCUAAUCAACCAAGAGACCGUAAUCAACCAAGAUACCGUUGUACUGUGCCCAGUGUCAACAGCUUGAGAGGGCAUCACGGCGUUUUCGGAUCUCUUCCACACCACAGCAUGUCCCAGCGCUCACAACUUCACGAAGCAGCCCAUGCUCGGACCCAGAGUGGAAGU
Molecule: messenger RNA, 280 nt
Organism: Baudoinia panamericana UAMH 10762
Lineage: Eukaryota; Fungi; Ascomycota; Dothideomycetes; Mycosphaerellales; Teratosphaeriaceae
Exons: 1
Coding region: 27-182 (51 amino acids)
Source: RefSeq, a predicted model, not a curated record